AAAAAAACAUGCUUUCGCUUCAAUGAUUGUCACCUGCUCCAUUUUCAACAAUAUAAUAAGCGACUCGCCGGGGGGAAAAACAUGAUUUCCUAGCCUAGUCUACCUUAAUACUCUCUUUCUCUCUCUCACACACAUACAUGGAGGAUGCCAUAGUUCUGUAUCCUUCUCCGGCCAUUGGCCACCUUAUCUCCAUGGUAGAGCUGGGAAGGCUUGUACUCAAGCACCACCCUUCCUUCUCCAUCACCAUCCUCAUCACCAAUCCACCUUACAACACCGGCUCUACGGCCCCUUACAUCAGCCGCGUCUCCGCCACAACUCCAGCCAUCAAGUUCUACCACCUCCCAACCAUUUCUGUCUCUGUCCACCCUUCCUCUCCUCACCCUGAAACCCUUGCUUUCGAAUUUCUCCGACUCAACAACCCUCUCCUCCACCAAGCUCUUCUCACCAUCUCCCAAACAAGCAACGUCCGUGCCCUUAUCAUCGACUUCUUUUGCAUUACGGCUCUCACCGUUGCAGCUGAACUGAAAAUUCCGGUGUAUUGCUUCUUCACUUCCGGCGCCUGUUGCCUUGCUUCCUUCCUAUAUCUCCCCACCAUCCAUCGGAACACAACAAAGAGUCUUAAAGAUCUUGACACCCAUCUUGACAUCCCGGGCUUGCCACCAUUUCCCGGAACUGAUAUGCCGAAACCGAUGCUCGAUCGAACAGAUAAGGCCUACGAAUGCUUCUUGGAUGUAUGUGCCAACUUGCCAAAAUUAGCUGGAAUUAUCGUUAACACGUUUGAGUUGCUAGAGUCGAGAGCUCUCGAAGCAAUAAGAGAUGGUCUAUGUGUUCCAGAUGAACCUACUCCGCCUCUCUUCUGCAUAGGACCAUUGAUUGCGGCCGAUGAUCGAACAGGUGGUGGCGGCAUGCAUGAGUGUUUGGUGUGGCUCGACUCACAGCCGAGUCGUAGUGUUGUGUUUCUGUGUUUUGGCAGCUUAGGGUUGUUCUCGGCGGAGCAGUUGAAGGAGAUAGCUGUUGGGUUGGAGAGGAGUGGACAGAAGUUCUUGUGGGUGGUGCGAAGUCCACCAACAGAGGACCAAACCAAGCACUUCUUGCCACCAGCUGAGCCGGAUUUGGACUCAUUACUCCCAGAAGGUUUCUUGGAUCGAACAAAAGAGAGAGGACUUGUGAUCAAGUCAUGGGCUCCUCAAGUAGCCGUGUUGAAUCACGAUUCAGUGGGUGGGUUUGUGACUCACUGUGGCUGGAACUCGGUGUUGGAAGCAAUGUGUGCCGGCGUGCCUAUGAUUGCGUGGCCGCUCUAUGCAGAGCAGAGAUUUAAUAGAGUAAUUUUGGUGGAGGAAAUGAAGCUGGCGUUGGCAAUGGAAGAAUCGGAAGAUGGGUUUGUGAGUUCAGCUGAGGUGGAGAAGCGAGUCAGAGAGUUGAUGGAGUCGGAGGAAGGAGAUUCAGUGAGGAAGAAGACACAGGUUACAAAAGAAGCUAUGGAGACAGCAAUCACGGUGGACAGUGGUUCCUCUCGCCUUGCUCUGACCAAGUUGGCUGAGUCAUGGACUCGGGGCUGAGUUGAGACGAUGAUUUGAAUAUCGUAAUUUAUUUUUGUCUGCAUUAAUGAAACGUGUGGGAAACUUCAACCAAUCGUACAACAAAUCAUAAUUUGGCGAUGAAAUAAAGUCCACAAGUGAUGAAUGCAAUUCUUACUUUAGCGUGAGAAACUAUCUAGUUGAAAUUUGGCACCUUCUGUCCGUGGUACACAAUAGCUUUCGAUGUUUAUCUGGUUCAUACAUGCUGACUAUAUGUAUUUGUCUUUAUUUUUUGUUGCAGCAAUUCAUUAUCAGUGUCAUCUUCUUGGAAUUUAUAAAAUUAAUUUAAUUUAGCAUCG
Molecule: messenger RNA, 1876 nt
Organism: Ilex paraguariensis (yerba mate)
Lineage: Eukaryota; Viridiplantae; Streptophyta; Magnoliopsida; Aquifoliales; Aquifoliaceae
Source: the annotation of a GenBank genome assembly